This is a messenger RNA of Aspergillus puulaauensis, 822 nucleotides long. Its product is annotated as SWIB/MDM2 domain protein. Bases 1 to 822 code for a protein of 273 amino acids. Gene Ontology annotation, cellular component: nucleus; RNA polymerase I upstream activating factor complex. Gene Ontology annotation, biological process: nucleolar large rRNA transcription by RNA polymerase I; transcription initiation at RNA polymerase I promoter. NCBI's taxonomy places the organism in Eukaryota, Fungi, Ascomycota, Eurotiomycetes, Eurotiales, Aspergillaceae. The record is from RefSeq and is a predicted model, not a curated record. Gene Ontology annotation, molecular function: RNA polymerase I cis-regulatory region sequence-specific DNA binding. The transcript is spliced from 5 exons.
AUGUCGCUCUCCCCAGGUACUCGCGAUGAGUACAUUCCAAUCAUUGAUUCGAUUUUGUCAAAAAGCGAUCUAAAUACGAUCUCAGAGAAGCGCAUUCGCAAAGGUCUCCAGGAUGAAGUCGGCUAUGACCUUACCCCGCAGAAGGUUGCCGUCAAGCAGCUCAUCAUGGAAAGAUUCGACAUCUUUGCCGAGAAGAAGGGCAUAGGUGCAGAAAAUGGCGAUGAACAAGACCCUGAUUCCGCGACGCCUGUGGAACCCUCCUCCCCCUCUCAAUCUUCGACUGCACAGAAACGUCAGGCAGAUAGCAUUGAUUCUGAUGAUCGCUCGAGCAAAACUCCUCCGCCCAAGAAGCAGAAGCCGAAGCAUGAUAUCGACGCGGAUGCGCUUUAUGCCGCGAAGCUGCAAGCCGAGGAGAAUAUGCGAGCUCGCAGUACACGAGGCGCCGGCACGCGUAAAGGGCCACCGACAAAGAAGAAGAGAACAACCACAAAGACGUCGAAGAAGGUUAAAGCAGAGGACGAUUCAGAUAUUGGCUCUGGCUCGGAGGCUGGAAAGAAAGUGAACCGUUCAGGAGGAUUUCACAAACCUCUCAAUCUUUCACCAGCACUUUCGGCAUUGCUUGGUGGUGAGACGAUGCUUUCGCGGCCCCAGGCUGUGAAGAAACUCUGGGCGUAUAUUCACGAGAACGAACUUCAGGACCCCAGCGAUAAACGCCAGAUUCGUUGUGACGAUGCUAUGCGCGCUGUCUUUAAACAAGACCGUAUACACAUGUUCACGAUGACGAAGAUCCUCAGCCAAAACCUAUACAGCCCCGACGAAUAG